This is a messenger RNA of Colletotrichum paranaense, 291 nucleotides long. RefSeq lists its product as uncharacterized. The record is from RefSeq and is a predicted model, not a curated record. NCBI's taxonomy places the organism in Eukaryota, Fungi, Ascomycota, Sordariomycetes, Glomerellales, Glomerellaceae. The coding region runs from base 1 to 291 and encodes 96 amino acids. The transcript has 4 exons.
AUGAAGUUCCGAUUCAUCAUCCUGCUAUCCACAGCAGUUACUGCUGCUGAGGACGAGAAUACGCGAUGGUGUAAUCACGAACCAAGUGAUUCCGACUUUACUUGUGAUGGUAGACCAUCCGUCUACUGUUGUGACCGGAUUCUCAAUACCUUGGCGCAGCCAAAACGCAAGAAAGAUCUCCCAGUCAAGCGCUCAUGUGGCAGGCAAGGUAUACAUCAUGCCGCCUGCGUAAGAACGUGCACCAGCCACGGCCAUGUCAAUACCAACCCAUAUACCAGUGCUAAACGGUGA